Elaeis guineensis (African oil palm) is the source of this 2502-nucleotide messenger RNA. Lineage: Eukaryota; Viridiplantae; Streptophyta; Magnoliopsida; Arecales; Arecaceae. The record is from RefSeq and is a predicted model, not a curated record.
AAUGAGGAGAAGAAAUAUGAGAGCGCUUUGAGGAGGGAAAAAUUAAGUUCUUUUUUCGUUCGAUCUCUUGCUCUCUCGAGGGAGAGGAGUGGAAGAUCCGCUGUUAAUUUUCGUCGAUUCGACUUCUCUGAGUUCUUCUCCAUUAUGUUAUCAGAAUCUUGAUAAGUUAGAAUUUCAGAUCUGAUAGUUACUCUGUUGACAUUAUAACUUUGGCAACAAUCAGGAUGUCUGGACCAGAGCCAGCAUCUGAAGUGGAAGCUGCUAAGAUGGCCAAUGGGUCUGGACCCCUGCCUGAGGAUAUGAGUGCGAGAGCUAUUUUUGACAAGGACAGUGAGGAAAAGAAUAAUGGAGAUGAAAAAAAGGAUGGAGCUGAGAAUAAGGGUGGAGACUGGAAUAAGGAUGGUGAAGAUAAGAAAGAUACGGUAGAAAAUAAGGAAAGUGAAGAAAAUGGCAUGAAAAAAAUAGAAGAUAAAGAAGAAGGAAAAGAGGAAAAGAAAACUGAGGAUGUGAAUACAGGAGAAGCUGAAGAGGUGAAAAUGGUAGAUGCUGAGGAUUUGAAAACAGUGGAAACUGAGGAUGUGAAAAUGGUGGAUGCAGAGGACACAAGAGAUGAGGAAGACGGGGUCAAAGAAGUUGGAGAAGAAGAGGGAGGAGCAGAUUCAAAGCUGAAGGAAGUGGAUGAUGUGAAAAAAGAUAAUGAAAAUGUGGAGAAGAAGGUUGAUGACAAUAAGGUGCAAGGGUUAAAGAAGAAAAGGGCAAGCCGUCAGAAGGUCAGCAAUAAAGGGGAAGCAAAGGAGAAGAAAGAAAGAGGUAUAAAGUCAAAGGAUUUGUUGACUACUCCUACACCAUCUUCUAUUGAUCGCCCUGUGCGUGAGAGAAAAACUGUGGAAAGACUCGUUGAAGUUAUUGCGAAAGAGCCAAAUAAGGAAUUCCUAGUUGAAAAGGGCCGUGGCACUCCGCUGAAAGACAUACCAAAUGUGGCUUACAAAUUAGCGAGAAAGAAGCCUACGGAUCUUAAAUUGCUUCAUCAGACUCUUUUUGGAAGGAAAGGAAAGGCUGUAAAUUUUAAAAAUCAUAUUCUCCAAUUUUCUGGAUUUGUCUGGCACGAGAGCGAUGAAAAACAGAGAGCUAAAAUGAAGGAGAAACUUGACAAAUAUGUAAAGGAUACAUUAUUGGAUAUAUGUGAUUUGUUUGAUAUACCUGUUUCGAAAGCAACCAUGAGAAAGGAAGACCUUGUAGCAAAGUUAUUGGAUUUUAUGGUUGCACCUCAUGCUCUUACUGAUGUGAUACUUGCUGACAAGCAGCAGCAGUCAUUGAAAUCUCGAAAACGUAAGAGGGUGACUAAAGGAAGUGCUUCUAAAAGUGUGGCUGGAGCACCCACUAAGCGGUCUAGGAAGAAGCAGACCAAAAGAGAAGACAGCUUAAAUAGCAAAGAGAAGAGUGUACAAGAAAAUGAAGAAGAAGAUGAAGAGGAUAAUGAGAAUGGUAUUUCUGAUGAGGAUGAAGCACUUAAACAGUCUGAGUGUGAGGCAAAAGAAAGUGAAUCUGAAGAAGCUGCUGAUGAAGAUGAAGAUGAUAAUGAAGACUCAGGAAAAACCAAAGAGGAUAAGAAGAGAUCUUUGAAACAACAAGGUUCUGUUGGUAAAGCAAAGUCAAAGGUGGAGACCAGCUCUAGAAAGUCCUCUUUCCCAACAACCACCAAGAGCCCUACUAAAAUAUCAUCUCCCAAACGUCCCAAGGUGGAAGAUGAUAAGGAUGUAGGUGCAAAAGUUUUUACCAGGAAAAAGAGAAAUGUUGAUGCGGCUAGGAAAAAAUCAACUCUUAAAUCAGAUAAGAAGGAGAAAGCUACUGGUAAAAGGGCGGCUAGAGGCAAGAGAAAAUCAAUGGAGGCUGAGUAUCCAAGUGAGGAGGAACUGAGGAAGACUAUAUGUGAAAUUCUGAAGGAAGUUGAUUUUAACACUGCCACUUUCACUGACAUUCUUAAACAGCUUGCAACCCAUUACAAAAGGGACCUUACUCCUAGAAAACCAGCUAUAAAGGAAUUGAUCCAAGAGGAGUUAACCAAGCUAGCAGAUGAAGCAGAAGAAGGUGAGGAUGAUGAAGAUGAAGAUGCCGAGAAGGAAGAAAAUCCAGAACCCAGCGGCAAAGAGGUGAAAAAUUGAUUGCAACCUAAGGGGCAUGGCACUGAUAUUUACUCAAUAAUGUUCUCCCAUCGAAGUUAGCCUGCCUGCCAUGGCAUCUGUUAUCAUUUUAUUUCAUUAUUUAUGAUGCCAAUUCUAAGACCUUUUCCUCUCCCAAGUCAUGCUUUGUAUUUAUAACAUAGUUUCGUGGCCGUCAUGAUGUUAACUUUUAGUUUACUGACCUGGAGAUAUUUUUAGGUAUCUGCAGUUUCUGGUACCUGCAGCAUUAAUUAUUAUAUAAUCAUAUACCUGAUCACACCUGUUUGGUGCUGACUUUGAGUUAAACAAAUCAAAAAUGAAAUCAACUUUUCCAUUCUUUACA